This is a messenger RNA of Moneuplotes crassus, 1348 nucleotides long. The record is from the annotation of a GenBank genome assembly. NCBI's taxonomy places the organism in Eukaryota, Ciliophora, Spirotrichea, Euplotida, Euplotidae.
UUAGAGGGAAAAUGCCCAAAAUUAACUUCAGUACAAAAAUAAUUUCACUGGAUAAAAUGGAGAAUAAGUUGAGGAGGAGCAAAACUAUUAGUGAAAAUAUUUCUUUCGCUAGUGUGUCUAGUGUAUCAGAAGCCUCAUCUGAGUCUAAAUCUAGGAAGAAAGUAAUAGUUCAGACAACAACUGUGGAUCGCCUGAAAAUUCCAGUUGCAAAGAACUCGGAUGACAAACAAUAUCGUCGGAAGAAAAGAGCCAGAGGUCUGACUCAUUUUAUCAAAAAGAGGAAUAAUGGUUUUCAAGUGAAUAAACUUCCCAAAAAAAUAAAGCUAUAACUCCAAAUGGGAGAAGAAAUAAGAAGGAACUGAUCAGAGAACCAAGGAGAAAAUUAGGCUCAGUUACGAAUCUGCACACACUUGCAGGACUAUCCACUUUAAAUCCAAUAUCUUUCACACAUAAACGGAAACAUAGCAGAAAGGAAAUGCAGCUAGAUGCUAUUAAGAAUAAGCUAUCAUUGAAUUCUGUCAAUCCCAUAAGGGUCCAGGUUAUUGAGAAAUACCAGCUUUCCCAGAAGAAUUAUAUGCAGUAUUUGGAGGUAAAAAAUUGUUGGAAGAAAUGGCUACUCAAGCAUGCUUAUCAAGCAUACCUUAAAUAUAAGGAAAAGCAAGAAAACAGUACUGAUAACAAUGGCUCUUCAAGGCCUAGACUCAAGAAGUCCAAGUUGAUUAUAUUGAAAAACAACAAGUUAAUUAAUAAGAAGACUCACAUCAAGAACGAACUUAAGUUUGCCCAAGAAGUGGUCAACCAAUUCCGAACCAAAAACAAUACAGCUGAAGAAGCACGAAUGGAGCAGCUCAAGAGGAAGAAAACAGUGAAGGGAAAGAAGAUCCUGAAUUUGCUAAGCAGGAAGAAGAAAAGCAAGAGCUUUAAGAUAUCAAAUCAUAUUGAGGGUGUAAAAUUACCAGCGAAAAAUAUUUAUGAGAGGAUUUAUUCAUGCGAGAAUAUAAAAUCUAGUCUACCUCAUCUGAGUGAUGGUUCAAAAUCUGGGAUGAAAAGGUACAAAGAUUUUACCAAGAAACAUCCAGGGAAGGUUAAAGACUCGACUUUGUUAAAACCUAAAUUUUCUAAAGGCACAAUUCUGUAUCUUUCUAGUAAGGAAAAGAAGCAGAAGACUAUCUCUAAGACAGAGAUGUAUAUGAAAAAGUUUAAAGAGAAAAUAAACUCUAAGCAUUACUGACUAACUAGGAAGUACAGUGACUUUUCGGCCAAUAAGAUUCAAGCGACCACUCUAAAGAGGCUUAACACAAAAAGUCUGAGGAGGCUAAAAUCUGGUAUUUUCGGAUGGAAUCAUUAA